GUGUUGUGCUAGGCACUGCUGCUCGAAAUGCUUUGCUUGCUGCUCAGAUUGAUAACCAUGUAGACGUUGGUGUAGUAGAAACACUGAAGCAGUUCGAGUCAGAUGGACUUGUUCCUGACGCUCAAACAUAUGGCCAGCUUUCGCGAAUUUAUGCGCGAAAGGCCGAUUUAAAAAGAAUAAUUGAAAUAAUUAAUCAUGUUAGAUAUAUUGGAAUAGAACUGCCGAGUGAGGUACUUGAAUCUAUAGUUUAUAGUUUGGCGAGCUUAGGACAGGAUGAGAAGGCGAAGUCAAUUAUUGAACAUGUUUUUAAUAAUAUACCAUUGGCAGAUAAUUUGAAAAUGGCUUAUACAUUGGCGAAAGCCGAACACUUUGAUGGUGUGAAUGUUUUAGAGUUCCUGGAUAAGAUUGCGAAUGUUAAUACUUUUAUAGAGAAAUACCAGAUUUCAAUAUAUGAAUUAUUGUUUUCUCUUGCCAGAAAAGGGAACUUGGACGCAAUUAUAAAGCUAACAAGCAUUUUACCGCCCUUAUCCAAAAGUAUGGACAAGCAGUAUGAGUCCAUAAUUUGCAGUAAAAUCCGCAGAUUUUUAAGUAAGGAAGAACAGAAUAUUGUAGCAGCCGCGAUAUUGCUUGAUCUAAUUCCAAACAUUGAAAAGCGGCAUCCACUCCGUAUUUAUUUACACAGCGUAGCUUUAAAUAAUCCCAAGAACUUCCACGAUCUUUUUGCAAUUUACAAGCGAACCGAUGAUUUUGUAGAACUUCAAAAUCGCCCCCACUUACAGCUUCCUAUCGCAGUACGACAUUUCAAUGAGUUGAUGAAGGCUGAUACAAAAGAGAAGAAAGUUGAGCAUUUGUUAGAGAUUGCACGUUCCCUCCAGAGCACUGGAAUUACAUCUUGCGGUGAGAAAUAUUUUACGAAUGUGAAAGAGUUGUUUAUUGUACCGCUUCUGAAAGAUAUGAACUUUCUGUCGCAGUUGAUGAAAAAAAUUGAAAAUGAGAGCUCGCUGCAGUGUUUUGUGGUUGACAUUCUUAUUACUCAUCUAAUGGCAACAAAACAAAUGCAUCAACUUCAGCUAUUAUUACAAGGGACUUUGAAGAAUUCUUUGGCGGGAGAGACAUAUCCAUAUCGAGAAGUGAAAAAUUUUAUUCUCAAUACAUCAGUUAAGAACAAAAGCCUUGUUCCAGUCUGCCGUCUUUUGCGGCUGCUUUUUCCGCUACCCGGUAUAAAUAAUAAUUGUCAAUAUGAAAAAGGAAUGCAAAUAAUCAAAUCGGCCGUCAUUGCUGGUGAUUUGAAUAAAGUUAAAAUGAUGUGUGAAUUAUGGUCUACUGAUAAACGAAUUGUUCUUCGAAAAAGCGACAAGGAAGAUCUUUUAAAAACUCUUGAUUGGAAUGGUGAAUCAUCAAAGAAACAAUUUGUAAAUACAUUAUCAGAAAUGGGAUCACCUCUGGAUACAAAAGUUCAAAGAAAACAUUGCACGAAUGAAAAAUUAAGCAAAUUAAACAAGAUUUCAGCAGGCCGUGGUGUUAGGCAAAAGCCUAUAGGAAAAGCAGAAAGUGCGAAUCGAAAACGCAUGGAAAUGGAAUUGCAGAAUGCGCUUGAUUGUGGUGAUUUGAAAAAGGCAAAAGAAAUUUGGAUUAUGGGGCCAGAGUAUAUAUCUCCAUCUAAAGGGUUAUUAUUGGCUGAGAAACUAUAUUUUUCAAAAAUGAUGGAUCAAUUCAAAUCCGUUCUUUUGAAACUCAACGAACUUCAUGAAGAUCUUUCUUAUCACGUUCUUACUGCUUACGAUUCAUCGGAUGCGUCACAUGUGCGAAUGGUGUUCCUAGACAAAACGAGUAAGAUACUGGGCCUGCACUUAAAUAUUAAGCAGGAGCUUUUAUAUAACACACGAGUUAAUGCAUUCCACGAAUUAAUUGAAAAAGGUAAUCUUAGUCAUGCUCUUGAUUUGUUAAAAAUAAUCAGUGCUCAAAAAAAUUCGGUAUAUGGUCAGUUUGAUUUGAUGGGUGCAGCAAUCGAAAGGGAUGACACAACGAUUAUUUCUGAAGUAAUUAAUUUGAUUGCAACGUAUCAUGGCAAGGAAUCAUCCUUGGCUGACUUUUGUGUUGCUUUGUUAGAGCAUAAUAAAAAAAUGCAUGCAGUGCGACUGGUACAGAGUAGUAGUUUCCGACUUUCUGGUGCGAAGCUUAAUUAUUAUAUUGACCGGGAAAUCGAUCUAGGCCGGGUGGAAGUAAUUCUUAAUUUAUUCGAAUUAUGUAUUCGUAAAAAAAAUCUGGAACAACGAGAUUUGGAAAAUGCUGUAUCCAAGAUAGUCAAUUUCUAUGUUAAGCGAAAAAAUGAAGCGAUUAUUAACUUAAUUGAAGAGAGAUUAAAAGAUAUUGGUAUACGUUUGACUCCAGGAAUGAAUUCAUUAUUGUUGAAAUCGAAAGGACAAAAUUUUGACGUCACUUAUGAUGAUAAUGUGUCAAUUCCGUGA
Messenger RNA from Acanthocheilonema viteae, 2468 nucleotides. NCBI's taxonomy places the organism in Eukaryota, Metazoa, Nematoda, Chromadorea, Rhabditida, Onchocercidae. The record is from the annotation of a GenBank genome assembly.